This is a messenger RNA of Hydra vulgaris (swiftwater hydra), 2540 nucleotides long. Its product is annotated as 3-hydroxy-3-methylglutaryl-coenzyme A reductase. Gene Ontology annotation, cellular component: peroxisomal membrane; endoplasmic reticulum membrane. The record is from RefSeq and is a predicted model, not a curated record. Gene Ontology annotation, molecular function: protein binding; hydroxymethylglutaryl-CoA reductase (NADPH) activity. NCBI's taxonomy places the organism in Eukaryota, Metazoa, Cnidaria, Hydrozoa, Anthoathecata, Hydridae. Gene Ontology annotation, biological process: sterol biosynthetic process; isoprenoid biosynthetic process; coenzyme A metabolic process.
GAUUAAGAGAAUGGAAAAUUCAUUAAAAAAUGUUAUUCAAUUUUGUUGCAAAAGAAACAUAGAGGUUUUACUUUUGACACUGACUACAUGUUUUGUUCUUAUUUCUCAUAUUUAUCAUUGGAACGAAUAUGCUUUUAAAACAAAGAUGAACAUGAAAAUGGCAAAUGUACUUAUUUAUGAUGCAAUAUUAUUGAAUAUAUCCAUUCUACAUUCUUUUAUUCAAAUUUCAAGGAUAGUUCGAAAAGCAUUUAUUCACCAAAAAAAGAUAAUUUUGGUGAAUAUUAUUCUGUACUGCAGUUUCAAUUGUUUGUGUUACAUGUGUAUUUUACUUCUUGUUGUACCUGAUAAAUCAUACUUACUUAGAUUUUCUCUACCUACGAUGUUGUUUUUGUUUGACUGGGAUAAAUGUGGAAGAAUAUCUCGCUCUAUACUAUAUUGGCAUUUAAAGAUUAAUGGCAAAGCAGAGUUAGUUGAAAAAACCACCACAUUAGGACAUAAGUUAAUUAGCCAGAUGGUUCUUAAGAUACUUUUUGUAAUUUUUGGAUGUUUAUCUGGCUUAGAGGAGAUUGAACGUCUUUCUCUUUUAACUAUUGUAGCACUUGUAACAAAUUGUAUAACAUUUGUCUCAAUAUUUCCUGCGCUAAUGUGUUUUUGUAGUCAAGUUUUAAAAAGUAGCUCUUUAGAAUUACAAGAUGUCCACUCAAAAAUUUAUCUUAGUCAAGUAAUGGAAGAACUCUAUCCUCCAAUAAAGAGUUAUUCAUCACCUUUAUACAUAAGAUUUAUCAUGUGUGUUGUUGUUACUGGUUUGCAUCUCUUUAAUUGCAUUGUUUAUGCCUCUGGUCAGUCUUCUAUUGUGGUAAGAAUCAUUUCAUUGAGUACUUGGAAUGUGUCUGCAGAACAGUUGUAUAUGGCUGUCAUGGUUAUCACAUUAGCUUACAAAUAUUUAUCUCAUGAAAUAAAGAAGUCAUUACCUCUUAGUCAAUUAAAACCUGAAACAACAUCUUGUGUUGGUUUGUCUUCCUGUAACACAAAUAAUGAUCUUCAAAAGACAGAGCCAUUAUGGAAUUUAACUGACAAUGAGAUUAUUCAACUUUGUAGAAAUAAAUGCAUCCCUCUUCACAGUUUGGAACAAUCUUUAAAAGACUAUGCAAGAGCAGUCAACAUUAGGCGAAAAAUUGUUAGCGAGAAACUUUUUGAGAUUGACGCUUUGGAAGAACUUCCUUGGAAAGAUUAUGACUAUGCCAAGGUUUUUGGUGCUUGUUGUGAAAAUGUAAUUGGUUAUUGUCAAAUUCCUGUUGGAGUGGCUGGUCCUUUGGUUCUAGAUGGUGAAGAGUAUUUUGUACCAAUGGCAACAACUGAAGGAUGCCUAGUCGCAAGUACAAACAGAGGUUGUUCUGCUCUAAGAGCAUCUGGUGGAGUUUCAAGCUACUUACUUGGUGAUGGAAUGACACGAGGUCCUGUUCUUAGAUUGCCUUCAGCUAAAUUAGCAUGUGAUGUUAAGAAAUGGCUUGAAACAGAGAGCAACUUUGAAAUUCUUAAAGAGUCAUUUAAACAAAGUAGCAGGUAUGCUAAUCUUAAUUCUGUUAAGUGUGCUGUGGCUGGUCGCCUAUUAUUUGUUAGAUUUAAAGCAUUUACAGGGGAUGCCAUGGGUAUGAAUAUGGUCUCCAAGGGUGCAGAGUAUGCACUUAAGUUACUCCAAAUGGAGUUUCCUGAAAUUGAAGUUGUAAGUGUCUCUGGAAAUUAUUGCACAGACAAAAAAGCUGCUGCUAUAAAUUGGAUUGAUGGACGUGGAAAAAGUGUUGUCUGUGAAGCUGUUAUAUCUCAAGAUAUUGUAAAAAAAGUUUUGAAAACUAGUGUUCCUGCAUUAAUUGAUGUAAACACAAGUAAAAAUCUUGUUGGUUCUGCUUUGGUUGGAACUAUAGGCGGACAAAAUGCACAUGCCGCUAAUGUAGUUACAGCUAUAUUCAUUGCAACAGGUCAAGAUCCUGCACAGAAUGUAGUUAGUUCAAAUUGUAUUACGUUGCUUGAAACGACUGGUGAAAAAGGAGAAGACCUAUACAUAAGUUGUAGUAUGCCAUCGUUAGAAACUGGAACAGUAGGCGGUGGAACUGGGCUUCCGGGGCAAAAAGCUUGUCUUAAGAUGCUUGGCGUUGAAGGUAGUGGUCAAAUAGCUGGAGAAAAUGCUCAACGAUUGGCUCGUAUUAUUUGUGCAACUGUACUUGCUGGCGAGUUAUCUUUACUAUCGGCUCUUGCCGCUGAUCAUCUAGUCAAUAGUCACAUGAAAUUAAAUCGUCAUAGUAAUAAAACUGUGAAUAAAGAAACUCCAGACAGCUGCCCUGUUUUAUAGAAAUAUGCAUUAUUUAAAACAACAAACACCUGUCCCGUGCUGCAGGAGUAUACUUUAUGUGAUAUGAUAUAGGCUAGAUUUUUAUUUCAAAUAUUAAAUAGUUAUAUAAACAGCAUUUAUACUAUUUUUUAUGUCAAAUAAGCUAUUUUUUAUGUCAAAUAGAAUUUCUAAUGUAAAAUAUUUUUAUAUUGAA